CGAGCGGCGCAGAGCCCCGUGCCCGAGGAGCGGCCCGGACUGGCGGCCGCGCUGGGUUCAGCGGACGGCGCUGCAGGGCGAGAGAUGAUGGCCUGACAGUCCCCUGGUGGGAGUCCACAGGCUAUGUUCUCCCUGUGCGACGCCGACUCUGACAUCGCUGCUUGGCUGGCCACCAUCCAUCUGGAGAGAUACCAGGAAACCUUUAAGCAGCAUGGGUACCAAGUGGCCAGAGAUGCAGCCUCCCUAGGCAACGAAGACCUGCAGCGGAUCGGCAUCACUGCCACAGGGCACCGCAAAAGGAUCCUGAAUCUGGUGCAGCAGACGCAGCUGUUGGUGCAAGACAAAGGCAGGCCCAUGGCAGGAGAUGCCUGUGCCAAGCCUGCCACAUGUACAGGGCCCCUGGAUGUGCCCAAAGUGUGCCAAGCAGGCAAGGAGAACAAUGGGACAAGUACUGCUAAUGGAGCUCCAGUAGCAGCCAUUGAUGGGCUUGGGAACCACCAGUGCUCAACUAGCCCCAGCCAAAACCCACCUCUGGAGAUGGAGCCUGCUCCACCCAUUGCCAAGCCAGUACCCAAGCCCAGGACGUUCUUCCAACGCCCUAGCCCAGCAGCAAGGCCAGAGCAGGGCCUGGUGCCCACGCCGCUGGCACGGACAUCAGUGCCAACACGCAAACCUGGCUGUGAGGGGCCUUCUGCUGCUUUCAUUGUACACGAGGGGUUUGUGCCAGGGGAAAGUUCCAUGGAUCUUGGGCGCUCAGAGUUCACCCUGGAGCAGCAGGCCAGCUCAGGAGAGGGAGGCUCAGCGGGCCCCCAGACACUCCAGCCUGCGGGGAAGGAGAGUGUUCUGGAGCCUACGCCAGCACCCCGGGCUGGGUUGGCUGAAGUGGGUUUGGAUGAUAUGAAGUUCCAGGCUGGGUGUGGAAAAUCCUCUCCUUCCACCCCCGGCAUCUCUCCAUGCCUCAGCCAUGGGAUCCAGCCAGCUGAUUGCAGCCCCGCGAGCCUAGGGGUGAGCCACUCGCCGUGUAGCUUCCCACUGUCUGCUCCAACCAGCCCUGCUGCCAGUGCGCAGAGAGAGCCCUCACCAGCCCCGAAUGCCCCCUCCCAGCCAGCCUCUGCAUGGGGUAGGAUGGAGAUGGUUUCCAAUAUCAUUUAUGAGGGACUUGAGCCCCCUUCACAACCAGCUGGGUGUUCAGGGGAUAAGGAGCCUGCAAGGAACCGACCUACCCCAGGGUCAUUGGACUCAGCCACACAGCAAGGGACCACACCAGCAGAGAAGCCUGACUCUCCCAGAUGGCCCAGCCUGGACCUGCCCCCCAUCCCACAGAGACUUGCCAGCUGUCCAGAGCCUGCCGAGGAGCCCAUCAGUCCCUACUGUGAGGCCAUGUUUGGACGUGGGCUCCCUGCCCAGGAGCAGAAGAGCACUGGGAUCCCUGCUGUGCCAGGCUGUGAAGCAGUGCCAGAGCACUUCCCAGAGCUGGAGAGAGAGAGGCUCAGGACCAGCAGCGAGUGCAGCAGCGAGGGAACAGCCGAGGAGCAUGAGAGCCGGGCCCAGCGGAUCGACUGGAUCCUCCAGAAUGACACAAAGGACUAUGCCAUGGUGGAGGCUCCCCAGGCUGAGGGCUCCCAGUUCAGCCUCCCAUCUCACCUCUACCCAGAUGAGGUCCUGGAUGACUUGACAAUCUCCCCGUACGCCAGCUACACCUUGCUGUCUGAGCGUCCACCCACCAUGCUCAGCGGCUGGCUGGACAAGCUCUCCCCGCAGGGGAAUUACGUUUUCCAGAGACGCUUCGUCAGAUUUGAUGGGAAAAACCUCAUGUACUUCCACAGCGAGAAGGAGCCGUAUCCCAAGGGUGUGAUCCCGCUCUCUGUCAUCGAGAUGGCACGUGUCACCAAGGAGAACAAGUUCCAGGUCGUCACGAGCCACAGGAUCUUUCUCUUCAGAGCUGAGAAUGAAGCUCAGAGGAAUGAGUGGUGCUCCACCUUGCAGAGGAAGGUGGCAGAGCAGCGGUUGGUCAGCCCCCAGCCCCGCUGGGCCAGCAGCACUCACUGCCAGAAGUGUGGCACCCUGGAGGUCAAGGGCCACAAGUCCAAGCUGUUCGCCGCCCUCAGCCUGUCCAACAUGUGGCUGUACAAGAACGAGCAGUUCUUUAAAAUGGGCAUUGCCAUCUGCCUGAUUGAGCUCCACGGCGCCACCAUCCGGGAGGCCAAGAACCGCAGCUUCGAGCUCAUCAGCCCGCUCAAGAUCUUCAGCUUUGUGGCCGAGUCGGAGCGGGAAAAGCGGGAGUGGAUGAAGGCGCUGCAGGAUGCCAUUGCAGAGAUGCUGUAUGACUACGAGGUGGCUGAGAAAAUCUGGUCCAACAAAGCCAACAAGUUUUGUGCUGACUGCAGAGCCCUGAGCCCCGACUGGGCAUCCAUCAACCUGUGCGUGGUGAUCUGCAAGCAGUGUGCAGGUCAGCACCGGAGCCUGGGCUCCAGCGUGUCCAAGGUGCAGAGCCUGAAACUUGACACCAGUGUCUGGAGCAAUGAGAUUGUCCAGCUGUUCAUCGUGCUGGGGAACGAGCGAGCAAACCGAUUCUGGGCCGCGCGCCUCCCACCCUCUGAGGCCCUCUACCCAGACUCCAGUGCAGAGCAGAGACAGGUCUUCAUCACUCGCAAAUACCGCGAUGGGCGGUACCGCCGCCCGCACCCCAACUACACCUCCCAGGAUGACGUGCUGCAGGCGCUCUGUGCUGCUGUGGCAGGGCCCGGCCUGCUGAAGACAAUCUUGCAGUUCUUCUCUGCCACUGAAGCCGGGAUGGCAGCUGACACAGGGGGCUGCGACAGGUCGCAGGGAACCGAGCUCUGGCAGACACCUGAGAACAGCUGGCAUGGGAACCAUCCAGGGAGCCCCAGCACACAGGAGCUGAGUUUGGAAGGGGUCUACAAUGAGAUCACCCAGCCUGUGGUGCACAGUGGCUACCUCUACAAGGUACCAGCCCUCUCCAAGCUCCCCAGCACCAGGAAGAGCAGAGAUGAAGUGCACCGUGUCUGGUGCUCCCUGGAGAAGUCUCUCCUCUUCUACGAGACUGACAAGUGUGCUGAGUCAGUGGGGAAGGUUGAGCUGGCUGACAUGGUCUCGCUAGGCGUGAGCAGAGCAGAUGGACUGGCCAGUCCUGGGCCUCCGGACAGGUUCCGCUUCACCUUGGAGCUUUUCCUGAGUGGUGACAAAGUGCAGCAGCUGGGAACUGACGGGCUGGACACCCUGCUGGCCUGGGCCAGCGCCAUUGGCAAGUGGUUCACACCGCUUAGCUGUCACUGCCUGCUGGGCUACGAGUUCCAGAGAGUGGGCCGGUUGUGCUACAGAUCCAUGCUGAGUCCUGAGCAAUGGCUGCAGGGCUUCUUCAUCCUGCAGAAAGCUCACCUGUUCUUGUGCCCAGGGGAGGAGGGCGCAGCCGAGGACAGCAUCAACCUCCGGAGGCUGCAGGAGCUCAGCGUGGUCCCCCUCACUGAGACUCCUGAGAAGAAGGAAGUGCUGAUCCUGGUGGAGAUGGGGAGGACCUUUUACCUGCAGGGGGUGACGCGGAUGGACUUCGCAGCGUGGUGCGCGGACAUCCAGGCCUCGGCGGGGGGACGGGGCAACGCCCUGCGUGACCAGCAGCUCAGUAGGAGUGAUAUCCCCAUCCUCGUGGACAGCUGCAUUGCCUUCAUCACCCAAUACGGACUGCGACAUGAAGGCAUUUACCGAAAGAACGGGGCCAAAUCCCGGAUCAAGGUGCUGAUGGAGCAGUUCCGCAGGGAUGCCCGCAAUGUCAAACUGCGCAUCAGCGACAACUUCAUUGAGGAUGUGACUGACGUGCUGAAGAGAUUCUUUCGAGAGCUUGAGGACCCCAUCUUCACCUCAGAGCUACACCCCCAGUGGAAGGAGGCUGCGGCAAUAGCCCUGAAGCCCCAGCGGCUGGAGCGCUACAAGGAGCUGAUCAACCGCCUGCCCCGCCUCAACCGCAGAACACUGGCUGCUCUGAUUGGUCACCUCUACCGCGUGCAGAAAUGUGCUGACUUCAAUCAGAUGAGCACCAAGAACCUGUCACUGCUCUUUGCUCCCAGCCUUUUCCAGACAGAUGGCAAAGGGGAGCAUGAAGUCAAGGUGAUGGAGGACCUGAUUGAUAACUACGUCCGCAUUUUCAACAUUGACGAGGACCAAGUGUCACAGAUGGAUCUAGAGAACAGCCUCAUCACCACCUGGAGGGAUGUGCAGCUCUCACAGGCUGGAGAUCUCAUCAUUGAGGUGUACCUGGAGCAGAAGCUGCCAGACUGCUGUGUCACCCUGAAGGUGUCGCCUACCAUGACUGCGGAGGAGUUGACCAAUCAGGUACUGGAGAUGCGCAACAUGCCAGCGAGCCUGGACAUCUGGCUGACCUUCGAGGCCCUGGAGAAUGGGGAGCUGGCGCGCCCCACCCCAAGGAGAGGUCCUGGAGCAGGCUCUGCAGUGGUGCAACUACCUCGAACCCAGUACCGCCUACUUGCUAGUGCCAAGCGCGACAGCCCUAAGUGUGGGGUGCUGAAGUGUCGGGAGGAGCCCCCCAAACUCCUGGGCUGCAAGUUUCAGGAGCGAUACUUCGUCAUCCAGGAUCACAAGCUGCUGCUGCUGAAGGACAAAAGGAGUGCCCGGCUGGAGCGGGAGUGGCCCCUCAACAUGGCCAAGGUUUACAUGGGGAUUCGGAAGAAGCUGAAGCCGCCGUCCCAGUGGGGAUUCACUCUGAUCCUGGACAAGCAGCAGCUGUACCUGGCGUGUACAGGGCAGGCCGAGCUGUGGGACUGGACCACCAGCAUUCUGAAGGCUCAGCAUGACGACCUGCGCCCAGUGAUCAUGAGACGGCGCUCCUCCUCCGACCUCACCAAGCAGAAGUUUGGCACCAUGCCCCUGAUCCCUCUGCGGGGAGACAAUACAGAUGCCACCAUGCUCUCUGCCAACCAGACACUGCGCCGCCUGCACACGCGAAGAACUUUGUCUAUGUUCUUUCCCAUGAAGAUGCACCAGGACUCAGUAGAGGAGCAGCAGGAGGAGGCAGUGGACACAGAGCCUGUCUACGAGGAGGUGGGUGACUUCCCAGUGCUGGCCCCACUGGGGCUGGAUGGAGGCCUCCUGGCUGAGCCGUCUCAGGUGCCUGCUGUGGACAGAUCCAAGAAGCCGGCCCUGUUCCCAGAGCAGCCUGCACCUCCAGCAUUUCACUCUGCAGGGCCCAUCAUCUCAGAGCAGAGAGCGUCUGGCGCCCACUUCACCAAGUCUCUUUCCCUUGAAAGGGGCCUGACCCUGGAGCCCGAAAAGACCCCGGAGUGGGACAGGUCCACUGGGCUCAGAGCCACUCAAACAGCCUCACUGGAGAGAAACGUGGAUCUGCCCCGCGUGCUGCCUGCCCUGGGUAGGGAGCAGAACUGGACCCGGAACCCCCCAUGCGCUGCGCUGCUGCCCCUUCCUCUGGAGCUGUCUCCCAGCUCCGAACCCCCACAGGAUGGCACCAGGAAGAGAAGUGCUCAGCUGCCCUCGCCCAUCAAUGAGAAACUCAUACAGGAGCUCAGCAGCAUCAUCCUCAAGAAGAACGAGUGCCAGGCGGACGGGCCUGGGCAGCAGGUCACGUGACCUUGCAUGGCAGGGCCAGCUGCAGGUAACAUCCUGUGAUGCCUGAGCCCUCUCUGGACACUCCUGCCUCACUCCUCAUCUGGCAUUGCCAGGGCUGGCUGCCAUGUCCCCACCUCUCCCCACCCAGAGGAGCCCAGCAAGCCACCCCAGGACAGGACACAGCAUUCAAGCCUCCAGCCCUGCCCUCCCAGGGUUCCUCCAGCUCUCCUGCCUAGGCCAGGGGGUGUCAGCUAAAGGCAGCAAGGGGGACAUCUCCAGGCGCUUGUUAGUGGGAUGCAGAAGUCGGCUCUGCCCCUUAAGGCAUUGAGCCAGAGCAGUGUCUGCCCCUAGAGCACUGCACCCACAGCAAGGGGACAUGCCAGCUCCGAAAGCUCCACAGGAGGGCAUGGGACUGGAACCUGCCCUGGGUCAUGGGCAGGGCAACUGAGGCAGGAGGAGGAGAUUGUUCUUGAGCCCAGCUCUGCAAAGCAAAAGGAAGUCACUGAGAAGGGAAAAGCAGAAACUAAAUUACAGGAAGGAGGCAAAUUUUUGCAGACGUGCAUUGUGCCUGGGUGUCUGCGUGGGAGGUGUGUGUCUGUGUCUAUCUGGGUGGCUGCAGUGUGCAUGACGUCUGUGUGGGAGGUGUAUGCGGUGGCUGUGUGUGGUUCCUGUGUCUCAGUGCCUGUGUGGGAGGUGUAUGUGAUGGUUGUGUGUGGUUCGAGUGUGCACAAUGCCUGUGCUGGCUGUGCAGGAGGUGUGUGAUGGUUGUGUGUGGUUCGAGUGUGCACAAUGCCUGUGCUGGCUGUGAAGGAAGUGUGCAAUGGCUGUGUGUGUUUCCCAUGGCACAGUGCCUGUGCCGGCUGUGCAGGAGGUGUGUGAUGGUUGUGUGUGGUUCGAGUGUGCACAAUGCCUGUGCUGGCUGUGAAGGAAGUGUGCAAUGGCUGUGUGUGUUUCCCAUGGCACAGUGCCUGUGCCGGCUGUGCAGGAGGUGUGUGAUGGUUGUGUGUGGUUCGAGUGUGCACAAUGCCUGUGCUGGCUGUGAAGGAAGUGUGCAAUGGCUGUGUGUGUUUCCUAUGG
Molecule: messenger RNA, 6672 nt
Organism: Chelonoidis abingdonii (Abingdon island giant tortoise)
Lineage: Eukaryota; Metazoa; Chordata; Testudines; Testudinidae
Source: RefSeq, a predicted model, not a curated record